Molecule: messenger RNA, 6264 nt
Organism: Candoia aspera
Lineage: Eukaryota; Metazoa; Chordata; Lepidosauria; Squamata; Candoiidae
Gene: SEC24A
Product: SEC24 homolog A, COPII coat complex component
Exons: 23
Coding region: 92-3379 (1095 amino acids)
Biological process (GO): COPII-coated vesicle cargo loading; intracellular protein transport; endoplasmic reticulum to Golgi vesicle-mediated transport
Cellular component (GO): COPII vesicle coat; endoplasmic reticulum exit site
Molecular function (GO): SNARE binding; zinc ion binding
Source: RefSeq, a predicted model, not a curated record
CUUCCGGUGUGGAGAGCCGGGCCUCCCCUUCUGGGCUUGGCGCUGGGGCAAGAAUCACAGACGCCUGCAUAGAAAUCCUCUCGCUGCCGCUAUGGCCCAGCCGGGAAGGCCCGCGUAUAGUAGCCCGAAUAGAGCUGGGCAGCCACCACCGCCGCCGCCGCAGCAGCAGCCGUAUAGCAAUGGUCCUGUGCUAGGCUCAUUGAUGAAUUCAUCACACUUACCAGAUGGACAGGGACAUAAUUCUUUGGUUCCAAGCAUGUAUACCCAGCAAAUUGCAACAAAGAAUCCUCUCCAUGCAUCUUCUGGACAGUAUAGCCAUGGUACAUCUUGGAAUGUUUCAUCUGGUCAGACUCAUAAUAGAACCCCAAUGGGCUCUUCUCUGACAGCAUCACAGCCAAGACCUGUUGCCCAAAUGCCUUCUUCAUUGCAGAACUCAGCUCCUAUAUCAACUUCUGAUGGUAGUUUUUAUUCUGGAAGUAAUCUCUCAGCGAAUUCAAACUGGCAAUAUGUGCAGAAUCCUUUGACUCAAUCAACUCUAGGAUCUCAACCAAAUCAUUUUGCUCACACAGCAACUUCACCAUUGUUGCCACCAGGGAAUACAAAUUUGCCCACAAACUAUCAUUAUGUUUCUUCUGCUGGAGGUCCUCCAGUUCAAAACACUUACACAAGGCAAGGUACUGUUCCACUGCCAGCUAAUCAGUUAACUUACUCGCCAGUUCAACCUCCUUCAGGACCUUCUGCAGUUGGAAGUCCAGUCUAUACACAUCCCUCUGCUCCCCCAUUACCUCCUCCCCCAGCAAGCACUGCAUCCCAAGCUGUACAGAAUUCAGCGAGUAUACAAGAAGUAGGUGAUGCUACAUGCACUGCUAAUGAUGGACUAUCAGUCCAGAACAAUUACGAUGCAAUAGAAGGAGGUGGUUUCCUGGCAACCCCACAUACUUCUGCUCCUCAAAAUAUUAAAGUGAACAAAUAUGUUGGGAGUGCUUAUCCCAGCUUGCCCCCAGGCUACCAAAACGCCUCUCCACCUGGAGGACCAAGAAUGCAGUAUCCAGGAGGACUUCAACAAUUCCCUCAGCCUGGCUUGGGAGCGAAUACCUUAGCUGCAUCGAUGGGUGGACUAAGUCUUCAACCUGAAGGAUUAAGACCUAUCAACCUUCUUCAAGACAGAAAUAUUCUUCCUGCAACCCCCUUGCAGGCACCCAUUCCCAAUUUGCAUGAAGAUAUUCAGAAGCUCAACUGCAAUCCCGAGUUGUUCCGAUGUACUUUGACUAACAUUCCUCAGACUCAGGCCUUACUGAAUAAAGCCAAACUUCCUUUGGGGCUCCUGCUUCAUCCUUUCAAAGAUUUAUCGCAAUUGCCUGUGGUAACCUCCAGUACAAUUGUGAGAUGUCGUAGCUGUAGAACAUAUAUCAAUCCUUUUGUCAGCUUCCUUGACCAAAGGAGAUGGAAAUGCAACUUGUGCUACAGAGUGAAUGAUGUUCCUGAAGAAUUUAUGUAUAAUCCUGUGACAAGAGUUUAUGGAGAACCUCAUAAAAGACCUGAAGUUCAAAAUGCCACUAUUGAAUUUAUGGCUCCUUCUGAAUACAUGCUACGUCCACCUCAGCCUCCUGUGUACCUCUUCGUAUUUGAUGUGUCUCACAAUGCAAUAGAAACAGGAUACUUAGACACUGUCUGCAAGACUUUAUUGGACAAUCUAGAUCUACUCCCAGGGAACACUAGAACAAAAAUAGGCUUCAUAACAUUUGACAGCACAAUCCAUUUCUAUAGCCUCCAGGAAGGUCUCUCACAGCCUCAAAUGUUAAUCAUUUCGGAUAUUGAAGAUGUGUUUAUACCCAUGCCGGAGAACUUAUUAGUAAAUUUAAACGAAAGCAAAGAGCUAAUUCAGGAUUUAUUGAGAACUUUGCCUCAGAUGUUUAUUAACUCUUUGGAAACCCAAAGUGCUUUGGGACCUGCACUACAGGCUGCUUUUAAACUUAUGUCACCUACUGGAGGUCGGAUUACUGUCUUCCAAACACAGCUUCCAUCUUUAGGAGCAGGUGCACUCAAACCUCGGGAAGAGCCUAACCAAAAAGCAUCUGCAAAGGAUAUACAUCUGACACCAUCUACUGACUUCUAUAAAAAAUUGGCCUUGGAUUGCUCAGGACAGCAGGUUGCAGUUGACUUGUUUCUUCUUAGUGGGCAGUACUCUGACUUGGCUUCAUUAGGAUGUAUAUCAAGGUAUUCUGCUGGUAGUGUCUAUUAUUAUCAAGCUUACCAUCAUCAACACAAUUCUCUUCUGGUGGAGAAAUUACAGAAAGAACUGAAACGAUACUUAACUAGAAAGAUUGGCUUUGAGGCUGUCAUGCGGAUAAGAUGUACCAAAGGCCUUUCAAUUCAUACCUUCCAUGGCAACUUCUUUGUACGGUCAACAGAUCUGUUGUCUCUUCCUAAUGUGAACCCUGAUGCAGGAUAUGCUGUACAAAUGUCAGUGGAGGAGAGUUUGACAGAUAUGCAGGUAGUCUGUUUUCAGUCAGCCCUCCUGUAUACAUCUAGUAAAGGUGAAAGAAGAAUUCGUGUCCACACACUUUGUUUACCAGUUGUAAGCCAAUUGAGUGACGUUUAUUUAGGAGCUGAUGUACAAGCUAUUACAGGCCUUUUAGCCAAUAUGGCUGUUGACCGGUCAGUUUCUGCUAGUUUGAGUGAUGCUCGAGAUGCAUUGGUGAAUGCUGUAAUAGAUUCUCUUUCUGCAUACCGCUCAUCUGUUUUAACCAAUCAGCAACCAGGUCUUAUGGCUCCUGCAUCAUUGCGUCUGUUUCCAUUGUUCAUCCUGGCUCUCUUAAAACAGAAAGCAUUCCAAACUGGGACAAAUGCCCGUUUAGAUGAACGCCUCUUUACAAUGUGUCAAGUGAAAAGCCAGCCAUUAGUGUACCUCAUGCUUAUUAUGCAUCCCAGUCUUUAUAGAAUUGACAAUCUCACAGAUGAGGGGGCCCUCAACAUUGGUGACAGAACAAUACCUCAGCCACCCAUUCUUCAGCUGUCUGUAGAGAAGAUAAACCGGGAUGGGGCUUAUCUUAUGGAUGCUGGCUCUGUCAUGUUCUUAUGGGUUGGAAAGAAUUGUGGACAGAACUUUAUAAGCCAUGUUCUUGGAGCCCCAAACUAUGCAUCACUACCACACAGUAUGACACAUCUUCCAGAAUUGGACACAGCUGAAUCUUCUAGAGUGCUCGCUUUUAUUUUCUGGCUAAGGGAACAAAGGCCUUUCUUUCCUAUAUUGUAUAUUCUAAGGGAUGAGAGUCCGUGGAAACCAGGUUUCCUACAAAACAUGAUAGAAGACAGAACAGAAUCUGCAUUAUCAUAUUAUGAAUUUCUUUUGCAUAUUCAGCAACAAGUGAAUAAAUGAGUUCUUCUCUUAAAUGAUUCAUCUGCUCAAAGGAAUGUACCUCCGUGCAGAACUCUUGUUCCUGUAAUGCUCCUGUAAGUUGUUGGCCUGGUGCAGUUGAUGAAAAUCUCACUGUGAUUCCCCCUCUUCCCCCCCCCAAAGGAAAAAGAAAAGCAAACAAAGCAAAGGACCAUGGAAUCGUUAAGUACACUAUUGUGUAGUUGUACAUUAAAACUUUAAAAUAAAUUUGAACAUGUUGGAUGCCUUUAAUUUACUGCAAAAAUGUUUCACAGUAAGUAAUUGUGGCAAAAGUUAAAAGGCAAUAUUGGAGAAAUGUUUAUAAACUAACUUUUUUUACCUUUCAUUUUUAUUUUUCUGCUUUGUGUUUUGCUGCUAGAAUUAAAAACUCCCAAGACUGAGUUUCCAGGAAACUAAUAUUGUCUUGAUUAUUGCAAUACUUCACUAGUUAAAAAUUGCCCUUUUAAAGGAACAAUGAAAAGUACAUUAUGGACAAAAUACUUGCCGUUUUAAUGAGCUUAGUUUCCAGGCUUUUAAACGUUGAUUAUGAUAAGAACAAAAGUAAACUUGAAGUAGUCUACAUGGGUUUAAAAUGAAUAAUUCAUUUAAAAGCCUUUAGGAUGUGUCAGUAUUCUAGCUCUUGGAAGAAUAAUGAGAUUACAUUAUGUUCAGUAAGAAUUAAAAAUAAAAAAGAUCUGGUACAGCUGAAAAAAUAGUGAACAAUAAUUGAUCCUAGUCUUGGCUGUUAGCAUGAUGUGUUUAGUCUUGAUUCAUUGAAAGUAAAUAGGGGAACAGACAGUAAACCAAAAACCAUUAUUUUCAUACUAUGUUUUAUUAAUUUUUCAGUCACCUUUUUGUAAUGGGCUGAGGUUUCGAUAAAACCCUUGCUGGCUAAAUAAUACAUUGGAGGUGUAUUUAUAGCUUGUUUGAAAUCCAGAGGAGUGUCAUAUUUAGGAAUAAUAAUUUUGCUAUUCAAGCAUUUUGAGGCUUUAACGGGAAAACUAUAUGCAGGAACCCUACUCAGUUCAGAAUGUUCAAAUACUGCACAGGUAUAAACAUAAAAGAGAAAUCUUAUUUUUACUAGUUCCCUGGAAAUUGCUAUAAUUUAAGUAAUGACAUAACAUUAGUGUAUUGAGAUUUGUAAAAGUUUCAACAGAAACAACCAUGGUGGUAUAAGUUAUGGCAAUCAUGGGUUUCUACAUUGCCCUCUAUUUCACUCCCUUCCCCCCAAAGAAAAAUGGAUUAGAAAUAUUUCUAAUAUUUCUAUCUUUCCUGGUAGUUUUUGUGGAAUCAUUUGCAUUGAUUUUUUGGUCAUUGCUUUAAUUUAUACAGUUUCAUCCAUCUGAGGAAUGGGUAAGGGAUCACAUGUGCAAAAAGCCAGUGAAGUUCUCUCAUGAACCAUGGUGUUUAUCAACUACCAACUGGAAUAGCAGUUGUAACAUAGUUCUAUAACUACACUGUCUGCAUGGUGAUCUAUUCAGUUUGUUGGAGUGGUUUAUGAAGAGUUCUUAGAAAAUUGUUGCUUAACAUCUGAAAGAAAGGAGAAUAUUUGUUAAAAAUAAUUCAGAUACCAAAUGAAAAUACCUGCUGACUUCAGGAACCUUAUAGCUGGUGUCACUGUUUUAAUUUGUUUUUAAUUUAGGUACUUUCAAAUGUUUGUAAAUAAUGGUAAUCUAUUUCAGAACCAAAUAAUCAUGAUGAGAUAUGCACUUGUAAGCAAUGGAAAUCAGUUGGGUGCUUUAAAAUACAUUAUAUGCCAGAGGAUUAAUUAGCUCUUCUGCAAAAAAUAUACAAACUUAUGUGUAUAGGUCAGCCUUCUGGAAAGAAGGAAUAGGCAAAGAACAGAUAUAGGGAAGUAGGUGUCCAGCACCUCAUUCUGGCUGUGUGUUCCUUCUUGCUUCAGGCAUUCAGGCACUGGAGCACAGAAUUGGUGUGAUCAGAUUCUGCAGAACUUGAAUUCUAAAAACCUUAUGAGCAGCACCACGCCUAGCUUUCUGUAUGUAAAAAUCUUCUGCAUGGACAGGAGGGAAAGGCAUGUUGUAAACCAGAAAUAAUGGGCUUUCAAUAAAUUUGGGAACCUGAUAAACUUAUUUCAAGAAUACAUCCCUAACUAAGUUUGAAAAAUGUUAACUGUGAGCAUAUUAUGCUCUCUGGAUAGAAUGCUGUUUAGAAUGUUCAUGCACUUUGAAAUAGAAUUGAAUUUUCUAAUUCUUUGUGAGGAGAAAAAUGAUAUCCACUUCAACUUCUUAAGAAUUGCAGGGCAGACCCAUGUAUAACUGUUAAAUCACAAUUUCUAUGUUUUAGGUUCUUUAACAACAUAAGCAAGCAAGAGUAGCCUUGAUGCUCCCAUCUCAGCAUGGCAGUCACCAGCAGAUAUUCUCUAUUUUUCUAGUUCAAGAUUUUCAAUAAUAAUUAGUAUGAUUUACCAAUAUUCUAGAUUUGAUCAUGCAACAACAUAUUAGCAUUUACUUUUCUGUAAUUUAAUUUGCAUUUGAAUAAAUUGAUUGUUUUGCAAUAAUGCGGAAAUGCUUGUUUAUUCAAGAUUAACAGAAUAUAUGUAAUUCAGAAUAUUAAGGGACCAUCAAAUGUGACAAGACUUCUCUUCACUAACUACAUAUUAAAUUCUUAAAGUAAAUUUGAUUUUGUAAAGUAGUGUAAAAUAUUGUAAUAUUAAUCCUUGUUUUCUGAACUCAGACAUUGAUCUUUAGUGUGCAAUUGUAAACCUUGCUCUUCUGACUUGAAGGCAAAGUUUUACUUGUUCCCCUUUUUACAGUUUGUAAUUUUCACUGUUUUAUUCCUGUAAAAAGUCAUUUGUAACACAUGCAAAUGCUUAUUUUAGCUGUGCUAAUUUAUCAAAUUUGGCUACUCAAUAAAAUUAAUUGAAAGAG